AAGAAUCUUUAUUUUAGGAAAAUGUCUUACUGUUUUCAUUUUGGCAAGACAUUUUCUAAAGCUUUUCUCUUCACCAUCAAUCACCCUUCCCCCUUCCCCCUUCCUUUCGCUAUCCCUCUCCCUUUUUUCCCUUUACAAAAAAAAAGGAAAAAAAUGAGAAGAAGUCUCUGGGUUUAACUUCUAUCAGCGUAAUUGCCAUCAAGGUGCAAUUACAUGAUUUGCAAUUUUGUAAAAAACGAAGUAGUAAAACUAUUCAAAAUGCCAUUGACAUUAAAUUCUUCAGUUUUGGCACACAAGAAGUAUGAACCAUUUUUGAAUAAAAGCAUUGAUCAUUAUGAUCAAAUGGCUUUGGUUGUUGACAAAGAUAUGGCAAUAGGGAGUUUUGUUAGAACAUUUGCUGACAUAGACUUGGAUGAUGGUAACCAAGAUUCAUUGCUUGUAGACUGCGACAAUGAGGAGGUAAGAACAAAUGUAUCUUCAUCUGGCACAUUUAAAUGUAAAAGAAAAAAUACUCAAGAAAGUGUCAUUGAUGAACAAAUUAAAUUUGUGGGUAAAAAACUUGGUAAGAUUGAUAAUGCAUUGGAACAAUUAACUAUGAAUAAGACACUAUAUCCUUACGAAGAAGUGAUGUCGAUGGAGGUGGAAAGAUUUGAUGACAACUUUCUUUGUAGUGUAUUUGAUUAUCUUAUAGGUCGUGAUUCCGAGGCUAAAGCUUUCUUAGCCAAAAGCACGAAGCAUAGAAAAAUUUAGCUUUAAAAAUUCUCAAGGUUGAAGAUAUCGAUGUUUUAAUGUGGUGUAGUACUAAUUAUGUGGUGUAAUAUUAGUUAUGCACUUGGACAAUAUUGUAAUUAUCAUAUGGUAUAUUACUAAUUAUGUACUUGGAUAAUAUUAUAAAUUUGUAAUAUUAAUUGUGGUUUAGAAGCUAA
Messenger RNA from Gossypium arboreum, 926 nucleotides. RefSeq lists its product as uncharacterized. The record is from RefSeq and is a predicted model, not a curated record. The coding region runs from base 214 to 750 and encodes 178 amino acids. The transcript has 3 exons. NCBI's taxonomy places the organism in Eukaryota, Viridiplantae, Streptophyta, Magnoliopsida, Malvales, Malvaceae.